Cyclopterus lumpus (lumpfish) is the source of this 3102-nucleotide messenger RNA. RefSeq names its product mitogen-activated protein kinase 3 (gene mapk3). Lineage: Eukaryota; Metazoa; Chordata; Actinopteri; Perciformes; Cyclopteridae. The coding region runs from base 32 to 1222 and encodes 396 amino acids. The transcript has 9 exons. Gene Ontology annotation, molecular function: MAP kinase activity; ATP binding. The record is from RefSeq and is a predicted model, not a curated record. Gene Ontology annotation, cellular component: nucleus; cytoplasm. Gene Ontology annotation, biological process: protein phosphorylation; intracellular signal transduction.
UGACAGAGCGGGAGCGGUUUGGAGAGGAAGAAUGGCGGAUUCAUGCCCAGCCAGCACCGCGACGGUCGGGGCCGCAGGCUCCAACAGCGCCGCCGCUGCUGCCGCUACCACUGCCGCCCCGGCUGGCACGGUGGCGCAGGAUGGAACGCCCGCAGCUGCGGGACCCAAGGCCGAGUCCGUGAAGGGACAGAUUUUCGAUGUGGGCCCCCGCUACACGAACCUGUCUUAUAUCGGGGAGGGGGCGUACGGAAUGGUCUGCUCUGCUCAUGACAACGUCUCAACCCAGCGCGUAGCCAUCAAGAAAAUCAGCCCAUUUGAGCACCAGACAUAUUGCCAGCGCACACUGAGGGAAAUCAAGAUCCUGCUGCGUUUCCACCAUGAGAAUAUCAUCGGCAUCAACGACAUUCUCAGGGCACGGCACAUUGACAGCAUGAGGGAUGUCUACAUCGUGCAGACCCUGAUGGAGACGGACCUGUACAAGCUGCUGAAGACCCAGAGGCUGAGCAACGACCACGUCUGCUAUUUCCUCUACCAGAUCCUGCGAGGCCUCAAGUACAUUCACUCGGCCAACGUGUUGCACCGUGACCUCAAGCCCUCCAACCUGCUCAUCAACACUACCUGUGACCUUAAGAUCUGUGACUUUGGCUUGGCGCGGAUAGCCGACCCUGAGCACGACCACACCGGGUUCUUGACCGAGUACGUGGCUACGCGUUGGUACAGGGCUCCAGAAAUCAUGCUCAACUCAAAGGGCUACUCCAAGUCCAUUGACAUCUGGUCAGUGGGCUGCAUCCUGGCUGAGAUGUUGUCCAACAGGCCCAUCUUCCCCGGGAAACACUACCUGGACCAGCUCAACCACAUACUGGGUGUCCUCGGCUCUCCUUCUCAGGACGAUCUGAACUGCAUCAUCAACAUGAAGGCGAGGAACUACCUGCAGUCCCUCCCUCAUAAACCCAGAAUCCCCUGGGAAACACUCUACAAGGCGGACUCAAAAGCUCUGGACCUGCUGGGUCGCAUGUUGACCUUUAACCCUGUGAAGCGCAUCAGCGUUGAGGAGGCCCUGGCUCAUCCUUACCUGGAGCAGUACUACGACCCCUCAGAUGAGCCAGUAGCAGAGGAGCCCUUCACUUUCUCCAUGGAACUGGACGACCUUCCCAAAGAGAAGCUGAAGGAACUGAUCUACGAGGAAACCGCUCGUUUCCAGGCAACCUACCAGGGCUCCUGAGACACAAAGCCCUAAAGAGUGACAAAGCCACACAGAAGCUUUGAGCGAGAAGACCCCAAACGACAUGCUAAAACAAAAAGAAAAAAACGCAUCUUCAAGAAACCAACAAAAAGAGAAAACAAGAAAUGAACAUUUAACUGCUUAUCUUUCCAUUUUCUACUGCAAGAGAGCUAAGUUUAACUUUGAUUUCUGUGGUUGGGUGGGGUGGUAGGGUCUGUUGUACUCAUACUGUUUCAGUUUUGUCCAUGUUGGACUCGCCCUCCUCUCACCUCACAUUUUGUUUUUCCUGUUAAAAGUCUUGCCUCAUCCUGUCCCAUCUCCAGUAACUCUCUGUCCCCUCCUGUCCGGACCCUUCUCUCGUGCACCUGUUGCUGAUCUGUCAGUCUGAGCUCUCUCUGUCGCUGCCUCUCAUAUAAACUACUGUAUUAACCAACACCAUAACUCUCUUGUCUUGCUCCAUGUAAAUUACAACCUGGAAAAAUCGAGGGCUAAAAGAAUGGGGAUGCUAAUCGGGUGUAUGUAUAUACAAAUAUAUAAAAGCUUUUGUUUUGUUUUUUUCUUUAAAGUGUGCUCGUCGCAGUUUUUGUUUGUACACUGUUGUUCAAGUGUUUUCAGAUUAGUUCAGAGUUGUAUCUAUGUUUUGGGGUUUAUAUUUUUUUGAACACUUGAUUUUGAGACAAAUAUUCAAUGUUUUUACUGGCAUGUUGGCAGGUUUCUAGAUUUCUUUGUUGUCGCUCUUUCAUUUUUUUUUCUCUUCUAAAAACAAACUGUAUGAUCAUAUGAAUGCAUGCAUUCCUCAAAUCAACCAAAGUGGCAUAAAGAUGCAGGAAACUUGGCUGGGGAGCAACGAAGGAAUAUUUAUCUGUCGUUUUGAAUUGUACCAUAGACAAAUUUCUUGACCUAUUUAACCUUCUAAAGGCAGACAAACCGAACUCCCCCUUCAUUUGUAGAAAGUUGGUUAUAUUCAGGAGGCGCUACAUGAUUGGACCAAAAUAGAAAUGAAAACGCAUUACGUCUAGUUUCUAUAAUUGUACCUUCAUUUAGAUAAAUGAUGCAUGCGCCCCAUUUUCCAGAACAUUGUUUGUUUUUAUGGUGGAUGCAGAAACGGCAAGAACUGGUUCAACGUUACCGUUUCAGACAUAUUUCGCCACAAAACGUCCCUUUUCCAUAAAAUACCACCAACACCAAAUAGCUGAUCCAGUGUCAGUGUUCCCCUCUCCCGUACUAAAUUACAUUUCUGAUACACAUGCAUUGCAGCGGAGCAGUGAAUUACUCGGAGCAUCACUGAAGCCCCUUGUUCCUCAGCUCCUCUUGAUCCUAAACUUCACCUAAUCCUCCGUGUGCAGAGCCACGAACACACGCUACGUUAUUCUGGAAGAUGGGGCCAGGGUGACGUCAGUGUUUCCAUCCCACCGUGCUGUGUUUUUGUACUGCGUUUCCAUCGGCUACCGUUUGACUCAGAAUGACUGUACGGAGUCAAUCGUGUACACCGGCUGGGGCCGAACUGACAUCUAAUCAAAUUCAUGUAUUCAAAGUGGCCAUAUUUAAAUGCGGUCUCGAGAAGUGCACUUUCCCAACGAGCAUUUUCAGACUAUAAUCUUUCUGGCUCAUUGACGCAAGUGUUUGAAUGUAAACGGCCUGAGUUACCGGAGUCUGUCACUGCAGCUUAGUCUGUCACUGCAGUUUAGUGUUCGCCAGUUUUUACAAGAGCUCUUCUACCACUACGAAGAAAACUUUGCUGCUGGAAUAAAAGAAGAAGACAAAAAAAGGUCAUACAGGAUGGAAAGAUUCACAUUUCAACAAGUUGCAUCUUUAAGACUGUAUGUCAGAAUUUAGAAAAGUUGUUUCCCAGUUGUAACUAUGACUUUCAUUGAUGUGAG